AGGGGCCUGGCCUUUCUUCUCCAUGGGAUUUAAAGCCGGGAGGUUCUGCCAUCAAACAGCAAACAGGGCCUUCUCCCUGGGAAUGCACGCUCACCUGCGGAAAGAACCUCGAAAGAAACCCUUGGAUCUCUGAUAGAGAUCACCCAAAGAGAAGAAAGGGAACCGUGGCAUCUGUGCCCCUCAGCACAACCCUGCAGAAAUGCCUCCUCAGCUCCAAAACGGCCUCAACUUCUCAGCCAAAGUCAUCCAGGGCACCCUGGACAGCCUGCCCCAGGCAGUCAGAGAGUUCGUGGAGAACAGCGCCAAGCUGUGUCAGCCUGAUCACAUCCACAUCUGCGAUGGCUCGGAGGAGGAGAACCGGCAGCUGCUGGACCUCAUGGAGGAACAUGGGAUGGUUAAGAGGCUGAAGAAGUACAACAAUUGCUGGUUGGCUCUCACUGACCCCAGGGAUGUGGCCAGAAUUGAAAGCAAGACGGUCAUCAUUACCCAAGAGCAGAGAGAUACGGUGCCCAUCCCCAAAACCGGCCUCAGCCAACUGGGUCGCUGGAUGUCAGAGGAGGACUUUGAGAAAGCGUUCAAUGCCCGAUUUCCAGGGUGCAUGGCAGGUCGCACCAUGUAUGUCAUCCCAUUCAGCAUGGGGCCCCUGGGCUCGCCUCUGUCAAAGAUUGGCAUCGAGCUGACGGAUUCGCCCUACGUGGUGGCCAGCAUGCGCAUCAUGACGCGAAUGGGCACGUCCAUCCUGGAAGCACUGGGUGAUGGAGAAUUUGUCAAGUGCCUGCAUUCUGUGGGCUGCCCUUUGCCGUUAAAAAAACCUUUGGUUAACAACUGGGCCUGUAACCCGGAGCUGACACUCAUCGCCCACCUGCCUGACCGCAGAGAAAUCAUCUCCUUCGGGAGUGGGUACGGUGGGAACUCACUGCUUGGGAAGAAGUGCUUCGCCCUCAGGAUGGCCAGCCGGCUGGCUAAGGAGGAGGGGUGGCUGGCAGAGCACAUGCUGAUCCUGGGCAUAACCGACCCCGAGGGCCGCAAGAAGUACUUUGCAGCGGCGUUCCCCAGCGCCUGCGGCAAGACCAACCUGGCCAUGAUGAGCCCCACCCUCCCGGGGUGGAAAAUCGAGUGUGUGGGAGACGACAUUGCCUGGAUGAAAUUUGACCAACAAGGUAACUUAAGAGCUAUCAACCCAGAAAAUGGUUUUUUUGGAGUCGCUCCUGGAACGUCUGUGAAGACAAACCCCAAUGCCAUCAGGACCAUCCAGGAGAAUACCAUCUUCACCAACGUGGCUGCAACCAGUGACGGGGGCAUCUACUGGGAAGGCAUCGACCAGCCACUGGCCCCGGGCAUCAGGGUCACCUCUUGGAGGAACAAGGAGUGGACUUCUGAGGACGGGGAACCUUGUGCCCACCCCAACUCACGGUUCUGCACCCCUGCCAGCCAGUGCCCCAUCAUUGACCCUGCCUGGGAGGAUCCGGAAGGAGUGCCCAUCGAGGGCAUCAUCUUCGGAGGCCGCCGACCUGCUGGUGUCCCUCUAGUCUAUGAAGCUCUCAGCUGGCAGCAUGGAGUGUUUGUAGGGGCAGCCAUGAGAUCGGAGGCCACGGCCGCUGCGGAGCACAAAGGCAAAGUCAUCAUGCACGACCCCUUUGCCAUGCGGCCCUUCUUCGGCUACAACUUCGGCAAAUACCUGGCCCACUGGCUCAGCAUGGCCCAGCGCCCUGCAGCCAAGCUGCCCAAGAUCUUCCACGUCAACUGGUUCCGGAAGGACAAGGAAGGCAAAUUCCUCUGGCCAGGCUUUGGAGAGAACUCCAGGGUGCUGGAGUGGAUGUUCCGCCGGGUCAGCGGGGAAGGCGGCGCCAGGCUCACAGCCAUCGGCUACGUCCCUGAGGAGGACUCCCUGGAUCUGAAAGGCCUGGGGGGCGUCUGCACGAAGGAGCUCUUCGACAUCUCCAAGGAGUUCUGGGAGAAGGAGGCGGAAGACAUCCACAAGUACCUGGAGGAACAAGUCAACGCCGACCUCCCCUAUGAAAUCGAGAGAGAGGUCCUGGCGCUGAAGCAAAGGGUCAGCCAGAUGUAAUCAGGCCCGAGAGCUUCCCCUUUAAAACCAAGCCCCUUCCCGAUCUGAAAGCAAAGCGGGCAGGAGAGAGUGGGGCUUCCUGAACUGAUACAGCCUGCAGAGCCUUACUGACCACAAUCUGAUGAGCAGAUUCCAAACACAGUUUAAUGUCUCAGAUAAGACCCCAGAGGUCAGGCUAGCAACCGAGAGAUUGGGAAGCAAAGUCUUAGCAUUCACUAUCCACUUCACGUUUGUUCAACUAUCAAGACACUCAGGCAUUUAGUCUUUUUUGUUUUUCACUCUAGCGAUGUCAGCUGAGACGCACAGAAAAAAAUACUUGAGCUGUAUAUAUGUGGGCACACGAGCGUGCGUGUGUCUGCGGGUACUGUUAUCUAUCUAAAAUAUAUUUUAGAUAUGUUUUAGAAAAAUCUUGGGCAUGAUUACCUACUAGUUGUUGCUAGAAAGAAAUGUUGCAUUAUUAUUAAUGUGUAUUUAAAUUAUUUUUAUAUACCAUUCUAUCUUACCUUUCCAUAAUUUCAAUUUUUUCCCUUACCACUUCUUGGAAAAAUUACAAAAUAAACUUUUAUAGAAAAAAUGGA
Messenger RNA from Manis pentadactyla (Chinese pangolin), 2646 nucleotides. RefSeq names its product phosphoenolpyruvate carboxykinase 1 (gene PCK1). Gene Ontology annotation, biological process: cellular response to glucose stimulus; cellular response to insulin stimulus; cellular response to dexamethasone stimulus. Gene Ontology annotation, cellular component: mitochondrion; cytosol. Gene Ontology annotation, molecular function: GTP binding; phosphoenolpyruvate carboxykinase (GTP) activity; manganese ion binding. NCBI's taxonomy places the organism in Eukaryota, Metazoa, Chordata, Mammalia, Pholidota, Manidae. The record is from RefSeq and is a predicted model, not a curated record. The coding region runs from base 200 to 2068 and encodes 622 amino acids. The transcript is spliced from 10 exons.